UCCGACCCGGCGCCUGCCGCGUCGCUCACCCUCCACCAGAAAUAAAGGCAGGAGGCGGAAGCAAAAGCACGCAUGCGCGCGCGCCGCCUCCACCUGCUCUCUGCUCGAUCGCCCCGCUCCGCUGCGACGUCCGCACCAAGCAACAACCGCGCGACGCCUGCGCUUCCCCCUCCCCCUCCUCGUCGUCUUCCUACUUAGCCCAAUCCCCAAGCCGGAAUUCCUCGGGGGUUUGGUUCACGCGGCGCGGGCGGGGAGUGGGAGGGGCAUGGACCGCAUCGUCGGCGGCAAGUUCAAGCUCGGCCGGAAGAUCGGGUGCGGCUCCUUCGGGGAGAUCUACCUCGCCACGCACGUGGACACCUACGAGAUCGCGGCGGUGAAGAUUGAGAGUAGCAAGACGAAGCAUCCCCAGCUGUUUUAUGAGGCGAAGCUCUACAACGCUCUCCAAGGAGGAAGUGGCAUUGCGAAUGUUAAGUGGUGUGGUGUAGAUGGAGAGGAAAAUGUCCUCGUCAUCGAUUUGCUUGGGCCGAGCUUAGAGGAUCUGUUUGUCUAUUGCGGCAGGAAAUUCACUCUGAAGACAGUUCUAAUGUUAGCAGACCAGAUGAUUACUAGAAUUGAGUUUAUGCAUUCCAAAGGAUACUUGCACAGAGAUAUAAAGCCUGACAACUUUCUGAUGGGCCUCGGUCGGAAAGCAAAUCAGGUAUACAUAAUUGAUUUUGGACUUGCAAAAAGAUACCGGGAUUCCACUACAAAUCGUCAUAUCCCUUAUAGAGAAAAUAAGAACCUGACUGGCACUGCACGCUAUGCAAGUUGCAACACUCAUCUUGGGGUUGAACAAAGUCGGCGGGAUGAUUUAGAAUCUCUUGGUUAUGUUCUUCUAUAUUUUCUCCGAGGAAGCCUCCCGUGGCAGGGACUUAAAGCUGCAACAAAGAAGCAGAAGUAUGACAAGAUAUGUGAGAAGAAGAUUUCAACACCUAUCGAGGUGUUAUGCAAAUCCUGUCCAGUGGAAUUUGCUUCUUACUUCCACUACUGUCAUUCCUUGACAUUUGAUCAACGACCUGAUUAUGCCUUUGUGAAGCGCCUUCUCCGUGACUUGUUUACGCGGCAAGUCUAUGAGUUUGAUUAUGUCUUCGACUGGACUGUGUUGAGAUAUAAACAAGGCCAAAAGGUUCAGCAUGGUUCCGGAGCGACUAUUACAAGAGCAACCCCUGGGGACCUUGACAAAACAGCAGGUGUAAAUGGUGCUUUCCCUCAUAAUGAAGCCCGGGAGCAAACAGGGCCAAGCCAUCUGGCAGGGUCAGCUGCACAAUUGCAGGUGAAACGGUCAACUGAGAGAGGUCCCCACCCUAACAUUCAGCAUACUGAGAAUAUUACACAAGACAUGACUGCCAGAAAGCAUCUCGCCGCAUCUGUUUUACCUGGUGCCGAAUGGAGAAAAGAUGGUAACUCAAGGCAACUAGGGCAGCUUGAUGCUUUACAUCAGAAGCAGAGUUUUGUCAGCAAUACUGGCUCAUCUAGCGGCCGGUUUCCAACAUUCUUGCAUGAUUCGCCUGCAAAUUGACAGGUCAUCUAUUAUAUGAGGCAGCGGGGAAAUGCUCAGAAGAUGCUCCAUCUAUUUCAAGUGGUUCAGAGUCAUGUAUCUCAAAAGUCAAUUAAGCAUCACCAUGCAACAUGUAUGUUAGAAAGGUGGCUGCAGAUUUGUUUGAUGAUGAUGCUACCUGCUAAUUAUGCAAGGUUUGCUCGCUGUUGUGAUGAAUGAUCCAGCAGUUUGUUUAGACUGCUGCUUAAACAUUUUAUUUGUUACAGGAUUCGAUAACAUGUAAAUUGUUUAUAUGUUAAUAGAUAUAUGGUAUGGGCAUAUUGCAAUAA
Oryza sativa Japonica Group (Japanese rice) is the source of this 1866-nucleotide messenger RNA. RefSeq names its product casein kinase 1-like protein 3. The record is from RefSeq and is a predicted model, not a curated record. Gene Ontology annotation, biological process: endocytosis; signal transduction; peptidyl-serine phosphorylation. Gene Ontology annotation, cellular component: nucleus; cytoplasm. Gene Ontology annotation, molecular function: protein serine/threonine kinase activity; ATP binding. NCBI's taxonomy places the organism in Eukaryota, Viridiplantae, Streptophyta, Magnoliopsida, Poales, Poaceae.